UCGCUGACCGUGGGCAUCGGCACGCCGCCGCAGCCGCGCACGCUCAUCGUCGACACGGGCAGCGACCUCAUAUGGACGCAGUGCGAGCUGUCGCGCGGCCGCCCGGCGAGGCAUCGCGAGCCGCCGCUCUACGAUCCCCGCAAGUCCUCCUCCUUCUCCUUCCUCCCCUGCGGCAGCAGGCUGUGCCAGGAGGGCCAGUUCAGCGGCAAGAACUGCACCGGGAGCAGGUGCAUGUACGACGAGCUGUACGGCAGCGCCGAGGCGGACGGCGUCCUCGCGUCCGAGACCUUCACCUUCGGCGAGCAGCGCAGCAAGGUCUCCCUCCCCCUCGGCUUCGGAUGCGGUGCGCUCUCGGCUGGGAGCCUCGCCGGCGCCUCCGGCCUCAUGGGCCUCAGUCCGGGGACCAUGUCACUCAUAUCGCAGCUGUCCGUGCCAAGGUUCUCCUACUGCCUCACCCCUUUCGCCGAGCGCAAGACCAGCCCGAUGCUGUUCGGCGCCAUGGCCGACCUGCGCAAGUACAACACGACGGGACCGAUCCAGACCACCGCCAUACUGAGGAACCCGGCAGAGGACACCUUCUACUACUACGUGCCGCUGGUGGGCAGCACCAUCGCGUACCUCGCGGGGAAGGCGUUCGAGACCGUGAAGAGGGCCGUGCUGGAGGCGGUGAGGCUCCCGGUGUUUAACGGCACCGUCGAGGGCUACGAGCUGUGCUUCGCGCUGCCGAGCGGCGCGGCAAUGGCCGCGGUCAAGACGCCGCCGCUCGUGCUCCACUUCGAUGGCGGCGCGGCCAUGGCGCUGCCGCGGGACAACUACUUCCAGGAGCCGAGGGCCGGGCUGAUGUGUCUCGCGGUGGCCAGGUCGCCGGACGACCUCGGCGCGUCCAUCUCCGUCAUCGGCAACGUCCAGCAGCAAAACAUGCACGUGCUCUUUGACGUGCGCAACCAAAAGUUCUCCUUCGCGCCAACCAAAUGUCACGACAUCUGAUCUCUCAUCUCAGUGACCAAUAGUGCAAUUGCAACUUUGCAAGCACCUACAAUAACUCCCUCUUUCUCAAAACGAAAUUUGGAAAACGACGAGGAUAAUCUUUCA
Molecule: messenger RNA, 1092 nt
Organism: Triticum urartu
Lineage: Eukaryota; Viridiplantae; Streptophyta; Magnoliopsida; Poales; Poaceae
Product: aspartic proteinase nepenthesin-1
Biological process (GO): proteolysis
Cellular component (GO): extracellular region
Molecular function (GO): aspartic-type endopeptidase activity
Source: RefSeq, a predicted model, not a curated record